Messenger RNA from Balaenoptera acutorostrata (minke whale), 2872 nucleotides. RefSeq names its product pre-mRNA processing factor 39 (gene PRPF39). Gene Ontology annotation, molecular function: protein binding. Gene Ontology annotation, cellular component: U1 snRNP; U2-type prespliceosome; commitment complex. NCBI's taxonomy places the organism in Eukaryota, Metazoa, Chordata, Mammalia, Artiodactyla, Balaenopteridae. The transcript has 14 exons. The record is from RefSeq and is a predicted model, not a curated record. Gene Ontology annotation, biological process: RNA processing; mRNA 5'-splice site recognition. The coding region runs from base 189 to 2192 and encodes 667 amino acids.
CGGGGACACCGACGCAUGCGCGCCGCACUCUCGACUAGGCGGCUGUGGCGCUGGUGGCGUCUGCUGUGGUGUCUGUGGGGACAGAGACGGUGGAAGUGCCCUCUUCGGCUCGGUUGGCCCAGAUUGCGGCUUAUGGCAUUGAGUGGCAUCCAUCGUCAGAUCAUUAACUGAAGAAAAAAUAAACAGCCAUGCAAAAUUCUCACAUGGAUGAGUACAGAAAUUCCAAUAAUGGCAGCACAGGCAACAGUUCAGAGGUAGUGGUAGAUCAGUCUACUGAUUUCAGUACUGAGAUUAUGAAUGUUACAGAAAUGGAACAGUCACCUGAUGGAUCUCCUAAUGUGAAUACAACUACGGAAGAAAAUGAAAUAGCAAAUACUGUGGACCUUCCAGUGACAGAAACAGAAGCAAAUUUCCCUCCAGAAUAUGAAAAGUUUUGGAAAACUGUAGAAAGUAAUCCUCAGGAUUUUACAGGCUGGGUAUAUUUGCUUCAAUAUGUAGAACAGGAGAAUCACUUGAUGGCUGCCAGGAAAGCGUUUGACAAAUUUUUCAUACACUAUCCGUAUUGCUAUGGUUAUUGGAAAAAGUAUGCAGACCUCGAAAAGCGGCAUGACAACAUUAAACAAUCAGAUGAGGUGUAUCGCCGGGGGCUUCAGGCAAUACCUCUUAGUGUUGACCUUUGGAUACAUUAUAUAAACUUCUUAAAAGAAACAUUGGACCCUGGUGAUCCUGAGACAAACAGUACAAUAAGAGGAACUUUUGAGCAUGCUGUUCUAGCUGCAGGAACAGAUUUCCGAUCUGACAGACUCUGGGAAAUGUAUAUAAACUGGGAAAAUGAACAGGGAAACCUGAGAGAAGUUACAGCUAUAUAUGAUCGUAUUCUUGGUAUUCCAACACAGCUGUAUAGUCAUCAUUUUCAGAGAUUUAAAGAACAUAUACAGAAUAACUUACCUAGAGAUCUUCUAACUGGUGAACAGUUUAUUCAGCUGCGAAGGGAAUUAGCUUCUGUAAAUGGGCAUAGUGGUGAUGAUGGUCCUCCUGGUGAUGAUCUACCGUCAGGAAUUGAAGACAUAACUGAUCCAGCAAAGCUAAUUACUGAAAUAGAAAACAUGAGACAUAGAAUCAUUGAAAUUCAUCAAGAAAUGUUUAAUUAUAAUGAGCAUGAAGUUAGUAAAAGGUGGACAUUUGAAGAAGGUAUUAAAAGACCUUAUUUUCAUGUGAAACCAUUGGAAAAGGCACAACUGAAAAACUGGAAAGAAUACUUAGAAUUUGAAAUUGAAAAUGGGACUCAUGAACGUGUUGUGGUUCUCUUUGAAAGAUGUGUCAUAUCAUGUGCCCUCUAUGAGGAGUUUUGGAUUAAGUAUGCCAAGUAUAUGGAAAAUCAUAGCAUUGAAGGAGUGAGGCAUGUCUUCAGCAGAGCUUGCACAAUUCAUCUCCCAAAGAAACCCAUGGUGCAUAUGCUUUGGGCAGCUUUUGAGGAACAGCAGGGUAAUAUUAAUGAAGCCAGGAAUAUCUUGAGAACAUUUGAAGAAUGUGUUCUAGGAUUGGCAAUGGUUCGUUUGAGAAGAGUAAGUUUAGAACGACGGCUUGGAAAUAUGGAAGAAGCUGAACGUUUGCUUCAGGAAGCCAUUAAAAAUGCCAAAUCAAAUAAUGAAUCAUCAUUUUAUGCUAUCAAACUAGCUCGGCAUCUUUUCAAAAUACAAAAAAACCUUCCAAAAUCAAGAAAGGUGCUUUUGGAAGCUAUUGAAAGAGACAAAGAGAACACAAAGUUAUACCUCAAUUUACUUGAAAUGGAAUAUAGUGGUGACCUCAAACAAAAUGAAGAAAAUAUCCUAAAUUGUUUUGACAAAGCUAUACAUGGUUCAUUACCUAUGAAAAUGAGAAUUACAUUUUCUCAGAGAAAAGUGGAAUUUCUUGAAGAUUUUGGUUCAGAUGUUAAUAAGCUUCUGAAUGCUUAUGAUGAACAUCAAACACUCCUAAAAGAACAGGAUUCUUUAAAAAGGAAAGCAGAAAAUGGAUCAGAAGAACCAGAGGAAAAGAAAGCACACACAGAAGAUACAACUUCAUCAUCUACACAGAUGAUUGAUGGUGAUUUACAGGCAAAUCAAGCUGCAUAUAAUUAUAGUGCCUGGUAUCAAUACAAUUAUCAGAAUCCUUGGAAUUAUGGACAGUAUUAUCCUCCCCCUCCAACCUGAUGGGAAAAUUAAAUAUCAGAUGGAGUGUGUGAAAAGUUUGAAAUUAUUUUUUUUUAAUGAGGGAUGUAAACAUAGCAUAAUAAGCUUGUUGUAUUUGAUAACUUGUCUUCCCUGUUUCUGUGUAACAUGAUUUGUUCAGUAAUAGGGGAAAAUGUCACUUAGUAGCUUACCACAGAUACUAUUUCCUACCAUUUAUAAAAUUUACUUUUUAUUGGAGAACUAUUUUUUUGAUUUUUGCAUUAAGUGGUCUAGAAUUCUUUUGCAAUGCAUUUGCAACAGAGUUUUGUAGCCUUAAGGGUAGGGGAAAAAAACUGACUGCAAAUCAUGUCAGUGUAGUACAAGACUCUGAAAAUACAUAAGGGCUGGGUAUUAAGGAUUUACCUCCUCCUUAAAAAAAAAAAUGGCUUUUUAACCUUUGCUGACAAGAUAUUGUCUGUGUGGUUCAAUUAUCCUUGUGAAUUUGGAUCGAACAGCAGAAGAUACCUAUUAAAAUAUUGUCUUGGCAUAGAGAUUAUAAAUGAGGAAAUGGAAUGUUUGCAUCCCUUUAAAAAAAUGAAAAUCAUAUCAAAACUGUUGUUUCAGGAGACUUUGUAUUUGGAAUACUCAUGUAAAACUUGUGAGCAAGCUUUCAUUUUGAUCAAACUGAUCAUCUUCAUUUUUGUAAUAAAACUGAAGACUCA